Molecule: messenger RNA, 6554 nt
Organism: Abrus precatorius (Indian licorice)
Lineage: Eukaryota; Viridiplantae; Streptophyta; Magnoliopsida; Fabales; Fabaceae
Product: PH-interacting protein
Exons: 25
Coding region: 348-5552 (1734 amino acids)
Biological process (GO): regulation of cell shape; cytoskeleton organization; regulation of transcription by RNA polymerase II
Cellular component (GO): nucleus
Molecular function (GO): protein binding
Source: RefSeq, a predicted model, not a curated record
AAAACGCAUCGUUUGCUUCAAUCUCUUUUCUUCCCUGGUGGUUCUCUGUGCUUCCUUCUCUUCGCUCCUGUGCCUCCCCAUUCUCCACAUUAUAUUUGCUUAUUUAUUAUUAUAUAUCCUGAAAAAUUGAAGAGAAACGUGUAGCACAGUACUCCUAAAUCUAACUUCGCAUUAUGGCGCGUGAUUCGCAAUGCAUUCUGCAGAAUUUUGAGUUAGGCACUGCUUUCUUUCGAAUUUGAAUCUAAGAGAGGAAUGUGUGAUGAAUUCUCUGGAGGGUCAGGGUUUCAGAGGUGUAGAUAGGAGUUUUGGAGACUGGUUCUCUGGCUGAAUCUGUCACUCAUUCGAAUAUGGCUUUGCAGAAGUAUGUACCUUCUGCUGAUGCACCAUCUGUUAAUAUGAAGCAUUUGAGCUUUUCCAGUAAGGUGCCUAAGAAAGCUCAGCUUGAAGUGGCAAAUCAGAAUCAUGACAUGGAUGUGGAUGUUGACCUUAAGGAAGUUUAUUUUCUCAUUAUGCACUUUCUUUCUGCUGGGCCAUGUCAUAAAACUUAUUUACAGUUCUGGAAUGAGCUUCUUGAGCAUCAACUUUUGCCUAGAAGGUAUCAUGCUUGGUAUUCAAGGACUGGGGCACAUAGUGGAGAUGAAGAUGAUGAUGGUCUAUCAUUCCCUUUAAAUUACAAUAUGUUAGUGGAGAGGUAUCCACAUAUUGAAAAGGAUCACUUGGUAAAGCUUUUGAAGCAAUUGUUAUUAAAUACAGCCUCCCCAUCGCUGGGUAUGAGUUCUGGAAAUGCUCCAAAUGCAGCUGAUGUACCUACUCUUCUAGGAAGGGCUUCAUUUUCACUUUUGAGCCAUGAUAGGGAGAAAAUGAAUCCAGAAAUCAAACGACCACCUCCUCAUUUGCGUUGGCCUCAUAUGAAAGCCAAUCAGGUUCAUGGGCUUAAUUUGAGGGAAAUUGGGGGUGGUUUCCCAAGACACCACCGUGCACCAUCCAUACGUGCUGCAUGUUAUGCCAUUGCAAAACCUUCUACCAUGGUUCAAAAGAUGCAAAAUAUCAAGAGGUUAAGAGGACACCGUAAUGCUGUCUAUUGUGCUAUAUUUGAUCGGUCAGGAAGAUAUGUGAUUACUGGUUCAGAUGACCGGCUUGUAAAAGUUUGGUCUAUGGAAACUGCAUAUUGUUUGGCCAGUUGCCGUGGACACGACGGUGACAUCACUGACUUGGCUGUGAGUUCUAACAACGCUUUAGUUGCAUCUUCAUCAAAUGACUGUGUCAUUCGAGUUUGGCGCUUGCCAGAUGGCUUACCAAUAUCAGUUUUGCGAGGACAUACUGGAGCUGUUACAGCAAUAGCAUUUAGUCCCAGACCUAAUGCUGUAUACCAACUUCUAUCUUCCUCUGACGAUGGAACUUGUAGGAUAUGGGAUGCAAGGCAUACCCAGUCAAGUCCAAGAUUAUAUGUUCCAAGACCUUCUGAUUAUGUAAUUGGGAGGAGCAGUGGCCCAUCUUCAAGUACUAUGUCACAAAGCCAUCAAAUUUUUUGCUGUGCAUUUAAUGCUAAUGGAACUGUCUUUGUAACUGGUAGCUCUGAUAAUCUUGCCAGGGUGUGGAAUGCUUGUAAACUUAGUAUGGAUGACAAUGACCAACCAAAUCAUGAGAUAGAUGUGCUUUCUGGGCAUGAAAAUGAUGUGAAUUAUGUGCAAUUCAGUGGAUGUGCAGUAGCAUCUCGGUUUUCCACAGCAGAAACUUGGAAGGAAGAUAAUAUCCCCAAGUUUAAGAAUUCUUGGUUGAAUCAUGACAACAUAGUUACUUGCUCUCGUGAUGGGAGUGCUAUUAUAUGGAUUCCCAAAUCUCGCAGGUCACAUGGAAAAAGUGGUCGCUGGACACGAGCAUAUCAUCUGAGAGUUCCACCUCCUCCCAUGCCUCCUCAACCUCAGAGAGGUGGUCCUCGUCAAAGAAUUUUACCAACUCCACGUGGUGUAAAUAUGAUUGUUUGGAGCCUUGACAACCGCUUUGUCCUUGCAGCUAUAAUGGAUUGCAGAAUUUGUGUUUGGAAUGCUUCUGAUGGCAGCUUAGUACACUCAUUGACUGGACAUACUGAAUCUACAUAUGUUCUGGAUGUUCAUCCUUUCAAUCCCCGGAUAGCUAUGAGUGCUGGAUAUGAUGGAAGAACUAUCGUGUGGGAUAUUUGGGAAGGCAUGCCUAUCCGGAUAUAUGAGAUAUCACGUUUCAAGUUGGUGGAUGGAAAGUUUUCUCCGGAUGGGACAUCAAUUAUACUUUCGGAUGACGUUGGCCAACUAUAUAUAUUAAGCACAGGUCAAGGUGAGUCCCAAAAAGAUGCCAAAUAUGAUCAGUUCUUUCUUGGUGAUUAUCGACCUCUCAUUCAAGACACCAAUGGUAAUGUACUAGACCAGGAAACCCAAAUUGUACCAUAUCGACGGAAUCUGCAAGAUUUGCUCUGUGAUUCAGCAAUGAUACCAUACCCUGAACCUUAUCAGAGUGAAUUUCAGCAAAGACGAUUAGGAGCUUUAGGCCUUGAGUGGCGCCCAUCUUCACUAAGGCUUGCUGUUGGUCCUGAUUUCAGUCUGGACCCAGAUUAUCAUAUGCUUCCAUUGGCAGACUUGGAUGUGCUUACAGAACCACUGCCAGAGUUUACAGAUGCCAUGGAAUGGGAACCUGAAAUUGAAGUGUUCAGUGAUGAUACAGAUUCAGAGUAUAAUGUCACUGAAGAUUGCUCUUCUAGGGGUGAGAAAGGAUGUUCAAGCUCCAAUGUCUCUGGAGAUUCAGGGUGCAGCGUGGAUAACAGUGAAGGGGAUGACACUCACACAGAUAGCAUACGUAGAUCAAAAAGGAAAAAACAGAAGACUGAAACCGAGAUCAUGACUUCUUCUGGGAGACGUGUGAAAAGGAGGAAUUUGGAUGAGUGUGAUGGCAAUACUUUCGGCAGUAACCGAAAUAGGAAGGGAAAAGGUGGCCAGAAAAUAAGGAGGAGGAAAUCUUCUAAAUCAAAAUCUUCCAGACCUCAAAGAGCUGCUGCACGCAAUGCUCUACAUUUAUUUUCUAAAAUUACAGGUACACCAACAGAUGGAGAAGAGGAUAGUAUGGUUGGUGAUUUUUCAGAUAGUGAAUCGCAAGAGUCUAAUAUUGACAGUGAUGAAUCUGGCAGAACUUUAGAGAAUGACCAACCAAAUUAUUCUAAGGGAAAAGAAGUAUCAUUGUAUGAAUCAGAGGACACAGAGUCUCAUGAGUUAACUGAGACUCAUGUGAAUUCAAUGAACAAAAGGAGAUUGGUUCUCAAGUUACCAAUUCGUGAUUCGUCUAAAUCCACAAAUGAGUUUGAUUACCAGGCUGAGUUGGUUGGAUCAUCAUCCAACUUAGUAGGAUCAUCAUCCAAAACUGCACAAGAAGCUACUGAUUUUGAUACGAGCAGACCAAGUUCUAAAGAUUCGGGGUAUUAUUCUGGUAGUUCAAGUUACCAUACAAUUGAAAGAAUGCAUCAAGUAAAACUAGAUCAGCCAGAAGACCAUGUAGACAUACUUGGGAAAAUUAGAUGGGGAAUGGUUAGGGCUCGUUCAUCAAAACCUCUGAGAGUGGGAGAAGCUAUGCUACCAAACACAAAUCCCAAUUCUGUAAAGUGUCCAAAUCAUCUAAAUGAAAAAGAAAAUGGUAGUACGGAGAAAAAGGACAAGGAUUUCAGUACAUCAACCUUUGCUUUAGCAAUCCAAAAUGAUAAUAAUAAGGUAGAUAGUUUGACAGAAGAAAUUAAUGAAAAUUGUGCCGGUACAAUUUCACAGACUUUUAAUCCUACAGAGAAUGAAGAGAUCACAGCUUCCGGGAAUUGCAGGGACAAAGAUGAAUCACUAAUUUGUGCUUACAUGAUUCCUCAUGAUACUGUUCCUGCUUCCAUCAGCUAUAGUGGGGUUGACCAAUUGCCUAAACCAAAUAUUGGUUUUCCUUCUGUUUCAACAAAGCUAAGGUCUAAAAGGGGUUGUAGGGAUCCUGAAAGUCCUUCCAAGCAUGAAACCAGAUCUUCAGUGCUAAAGAAUAAUGUAUGUAGCACAAAUGGUUAUGUUAAUUUGAACAAUGAACAGCAUGAGGUUGUGGUUGAGGAUGAUGACAACACUAGGGUAACAGCUAAUCAGGGAGAAAACGGAUCUCAAGAAAUAGGUCCUCAGAUUAAGCAAAAUAGUACUUCACAUGAUUUGCCAGAGCCACAUUCACAUAGAGAUAGAAUGUAUAAAGCUGUUUACAGAAGAUCAAGAUCACAUAGGGCUGUGACUAAUUUAGCUGAUGGUAGUGACAUGGGAAAAUCUACUUCAAAUGGGGGCAACAAUAAUUUCAAUGCAGCGGCAGAUUUCAGUAAUGGCACAAAUGAGGCCAUUCAUACCAAUCGAUCCUUAGAGCUGGAACCAACUACUUGUGACCCAAAUAAUGAGCGGAAUAAUCUCAAAGUGCAGCAAGGACAUGGAAACCGUAUAGUUAGAAGUCCACAGGAUGUAUCCACAAAUGGAGGACAGUUCACAGAAGAAGAAAGGGGUUCUUGUUCAAAAUUGACUGUUGGUUUGAGGUCUACUAGGAGUCGGAGAUCUAGUUAUAAUAUUCGUGAGACUAGUCCUGUAAAUAGAAGGAAAUCACAGCAAUCAGCUAGCAAAGGUUCAUGGUUGCUGUUAUCGACCCAUGAGGAAGGAUGCAGAUUUAUUCCACAACAGGGAGAUGAAGUUGUAUAUUUGAGACAGGGGCACCAGGAGUAUAUAGAUUAUUGCCGUAGAAGAGAAUCAGGGCCUUGGGCAUCACCAAAGGAACAUAUAAGAGCUGUAGAAUAUUGUAGAGUUCAAAGCCUAGAGUAUUCCCAUGUUCCAGGGUCUGGUGAUAGCUGCUGCAAAAUGACACUUGAGUUUGUAGAUCCUAAUUCAAGUGUUGUUGGCAAAUCUUUUAAGUUAACCCUACCUGAAGUGACUAGUUUCCCAGAUUUUCUUGUUGAAAGAACUAGGUUUGAUGCUGCUAUGCAAAGAAAUUGGACACGCAGGGAUAAAUGCAGGGUUUGGUGGAAGAAUGAGGAUAAUUCCUCUGGUAAUUGGUGGGAUGGUCGAAUCCUGUGCGUGGAAGCCAAGUCUUCCGAAUUUCCAGAAAGUCCAUGGGAGAGGUAUACUGUUCGGUACAAGAGUGACCUCACUGAAACCCAUUUGCAUAGUCCUUGGGAGCUUUUUGAUGCUGAUACUGAAUGGGAACAACCUCAUAUUGAUGAUAAUAAGAGAAAUAAACUGCUAUCCGCUCUCACCAAAUUACAGCAGUCAGGCAACACAGUUCAGGAUCGUUAUGGGAUACAUGAAUUGAAGAAAAUUUCAAAUAAGUCUAAAUUUAUAAACAGGUUUCCUGUUCCUCUGUCUCUGGAAUUGAUACAAUCAAGGUUGGAGAAUAACUAUUACCGUAGUUUGGAGGCACUGAAGCAUGAUGUGACAGUUUUACUGUCUAAUGCCACCUCCUUUCUUGAAAAGGAUGCAGAGAUGUCAACAAAAAUCAAACGCCUAUCAGAAUGGUUCACACGGACAUUAUCAUCUUUAUAGUUCGUAGCUUUCUGGGAACCCUAAGUCCAGUACUAAGGGCCGAAGCAGCCCAGCUGGUUAUUUUCCCAAAUAUAUUUUUUGUAGAUAGAUUCUUUAUUGUACCUUGGUUUAGCUUUCUUCUUGUUCGUUGCAUUAGCUUCGGAGGUUAGAGAUAGGAAUAUCGGGAUAAAGUAGCAUUUUGCUGUGGAAAAUUUCUGCGGCUACAUUCAUUAUUUGUACAGAGACACCACAUUCAUAGCAAAUGCAUAAUUCGCAUUCAGAAUUUGUAGACCUUGUGUUCUGGUUGUGGUUGGGCUAAUUACAACCGAUGCUUUUCAAUUUUCACGAGUGUGAAGAAAAAAAAAUAUUGAAUGGCGUAUUAUUUAAACAUCUCUAUUACCAUGAGUAGUCAUUUACAAAGGUUUUUAUCAAUUAUCCUUAAAACGUCAACCAGAAUAUCUUAAAAUAUAUUUCUUAAAUAUAAUAUUUUGGUUUCAAGUGACCUGAUUAUGUGCAGCUAAAACGCCUCGGAUAGAAUUUUGGUAUACUUGAGGUUGAAGAGAGAGAGGAGACGGGGUUAAGAUUGGGGUUGGCUUCUCUACCUUUAUGGUUAUAAAAGUUACGUAGAAUGAAUUUGUGCUAUUGAAUUGAGCAAAUUCACUCACUGACUUUUUUCACCACAAAGUUAGAGGAUGUAAAUCCGUUUAGAUUUUGUUUGUAUGUUUAUAUUAGCAGCAUAUAUACUCGCUAUUGCCAUAAGGGUUUUAGUUGUAGAGAGUAUAGAUUUCUGAUAAAAAAAGAUUAAAUUAUUUAUGAUGUAUUUUUUAUUUUUUUUUGUGACUGAUAUUUUCAGAGACAAUUGAGAUUAACUUUCGGAUCAAGUCCUCUCCAGAGACAAUUGAGAUUAUAGAGAGUAUAGAUUUCUGAUAAAACACAUUCAAUUAUUUAUGAUGUAUUUUUAUUGUUUGUGACUGAUAUUUUCAGGGACAAUUGAGAUUAACUUUUGGUUCAAGUCCUCUCCAG